Messenger RNA from Vitis vinifera (wine grape), 1802 nucleotides. Its product is annotated as probable alpha-amylase 2. Gene Ontology annotation, molecular function: alpha-amylase activity; calcium ion binding. The record is from RefSeq and is a predicted model, not a curated record. Bases 418 to 1653 code for a protein of 411 amino acids. Gene Ontology annotation, biological process: carbohydrate metabolic process. The transcript has 14 exons. NCBI's taxonomy places the organism in Eukaryota, Viridiplantae, Streptophyta, Magnoliopsida, Vitales, Vitaceae.
AGCGCUUCAAUGAAGCCACGCACGGUUAACCGCACAUGUGUACCCAGUCGAGCAUCUAGCGGUCCCCAGCGGUCUCCGUCAUAAGUUAUAAAGGAAUUUCAAAGGCCACACACAUGCACACCGCACUGGAAAUCGCACUUUCUCACCUUCUUCAUUGUUACCGUUGAAUAUGAACAUUCGCUCCGCGGCACCAAAUGAAAAGCGGAAAGGGCGAGAUGAGAUCCCCAUUCACAAAGACGGUUCUCCUUUUCUAGGUUAUUUUUCUCGUUUUCCAAAUAGAAAAGUAGAAAUAGGCCGGAGGCGUAGAAGGAAGCCACGGUGCGGAUCGUCAUCUGCAAGAACCUUGGUUUUUGGAUUCUUUGCACUUCAGUCAAUUUGAUCCAGCCUCAAACUUUUCAGGACUACCCCUGAUCUGACAUGGGUUACAUGAAUAACGGUUUUGAUGAAAGUCAGCAGAGUGAUUAUGGUGCAGUGCUACGCAAUGGAAGAGAAAUACUUUUGCAGGGAUUCAACUGGGAGUCCCAUAAACAUGAUUGGUGGAGAAAUUUAGAAAAGAAGGUUCCUGAUGUUGCAAAAUCUGGGUUUACAUCAGUAUGGUUGCCACCAGCAUCUCAGUCUUUCUCACCAGAAGGUUACCUUCCUCAGAACCUUUAUUCCCUUAAUUCUUCAUAUGGUUCUGAGCACCUAUUAAAAAAUCUACUUCAAAAAUUGAACCAGCACAAAGUUAGAGCAAUGGCUGACAUAGUUAUCAAUCAUCGUGUUGGUACUACCCAAGGACAUGGUGGAAUGUACAACCGUUAUGAUGGAAUACCAUUAUCAUGGAAUGAACAUGCUGUUACAUCUUGUACUGGGGGACUGGGUAAUCGAAGCAGUGGCGCCAACUUCCAUGGGGUUCCAAAUAUUGAUCAUACCCAAAAUUUUGUUCGAAAUGACCUUAUAGGUUGGCUAAAGUGGCUACGUGGUGUUGGCUUUCAAGAUUUUCGUUUUGAUUUUGCAAGAGGUUAUUCGGCAAAAUAUGUGAAGGAGUAUAUUGAGGGCGCAAGACCAAUAUUUUCUGUUGGGGAGUACUGGGAUCCUUGCAACUACAAUAAUAAUGGGUUGGACUACAACCAAGAUAGUCAUAGACAACGGAUUGUCAAUUGGAUUGAUGGCACAGGACAACUUUCAGCUGCAUUUGACUUCACAACAAAGGGAAUCCUUCAGGAGGCGGUAAAGGGACAGUUCUGGCGUCUGCGUGACCGACAAGGAAAACCACCAGGUGUGAUGGGUUGGUGGCCUUCAAGGGCUGUCACAUUCAUAGAUAACCAUGAUACAGGCUCAACACAGGCUCAUUGGCCUUUCCCUAUGAAUCAUCUCAUGGAGGGCUAUGCAUAUAUACUCACACAUCCUGGUAUACCAACAGUUUUCUAUGACCAUUUCUAUGACUGGGCUGGCUCCAUUCACAAUGAAAUUGCAAAGCUGAUUGCUGUUAGGAAGGAGCAGGACAUUCACAGUCGAUCAUCUAUCAAGAUCUUGGAGGCCCAGCCCAAUCUCUACUCUGCUAUCAUUGGAGACAAAGUAUGCAUGAAGAUUGGGGAUGGCUCGUGGUGCCCAGGAGGCAGGGAGUGGACCCUUGCAACCAGUGGCCAAAGAUACGCCGUAUGGAAAAAGUAACUCAACCUACAGUUUCUACUAUCAGUCUUUUAUGAAUAAAGCUUCUAAUAUCCAAUUCUGUGUUGGAGAUCAUUGUACUAGUCUUCUAUGUUUGAGACCCACAUUUAAAUUAGUAUCAAAUCAAAGGGCAAAAGCUUGUUUCAGCUUAA